CUGGCGGCGAGGCGGCCGCCGCUGUGGGCGACAUGUGGCGAGCGAGGAGGGCGGCUGGAGUUUUGUUUCAUGCGGUCCUGGCGGCUCUGGUGCUGCUGGGCGCCCGGGACGUGUUCUUUCAGUAUGAGGAGAACCGGUGCAGCAUGACCUACAUGUUCGAGUACCCCGAGUACCUGAAAAUAAAAUUACCUAAGAAAAUAUCCAGACGUUACCCAGUCUAUGAGCUCUAUCUCUAUGGGGAAGGAAUUUAUGCAGAAGAAAAUAGAAAACUAAUCUUAACAGGGAUUCCUAUCCUUUUUCUUCCUGGCAAUGCUGGAAGUUAUAAGCAAGUACGUUCUCUUGGAUCAAUAGCACUGAGAAAGGCGGAAGACACUGACUUCAAAUAUCAUUUUGAUGUCUUCAGUGUGAAUUUCAAUGAGGAACUUGUAGCACUAUAUGGUGGAAGUUUACAAAGGCAGACAAGAUUUGUGAAUGAGUGUAUUAAAGUAAUUCUUAAAUUGUAUAAGGGCCAUGUGUUUGCUCCCCGCAGUGUUGCAUUAGUAGGUCAUUCCAUGGGCGGUCUUGUUGCAAGAGCACUGCUGACUCUUAAACAUUUUAAACCAGAACUUCUCAGUAUUCUUGUUACUCAAGCCACACCUCAUAUUGCACCUGUGUUGCCUUUUGAUCAAUAUCUUACUGAUUUUUACAAAGCUGUGAAUCAUAACUGGAUUCAGAGAGCUCAAGAAAUAAGGAAUCUAACAACCCUUUCUGUAGCAGGAGGAUUUCGAGAUUAUCAAGUUCGCUCCGGAUUGGCUUCUCUGCCCAGAUCAAGGCAGAAUUGUGCUUUAUCUGUUGUGAGUUCAGCAGUUCCUCGAGUCUGGGUUUCCACAGAUCAUCUCUCCAUUGUUUGGUGUAAGGAAUUGAUCUUGGCUACCGUCAGAGCAUUUUUUGACCUUAUUGAUGAAAAUACUAAACAGAUAUCAGAAAAUCCAAAAAGAAAACUGCUAGUCCUGAAUCACCACUUUUUAAGGAAUCCAGGAAAAUUAUUUGAAGAAAAACCUCAGUCGCUUACUGAGUUAACAGGAGCAUUCAUUUGGAUCAAGAUAAAAACUUCAAAAUGGUCCUACAAAGGAUACAAUGAAUCAGAUGGAAAAUAUUUUAUUUUUUCCCUCUCAAGCCACAGAAAAUCAUACACUCAUAUCCACUGCAAAAACAGUAUGUUGGAUACAAAUAGCUGGAUAUAUGGUUGUGCAAACAGUACUUCAUCAAAGUGUCUGCAAGCUGUUGAUUUGACUUGGAAAGCUGAAUUACUGCCAACAGUUAAGAUUGUGACUUUGAAACUUCAAGAUUAUCCAUCUCUGACUCAUAUUGUGCUUCACAUACCAGUUGUUGGUGGUAACAAGUUUACCUUGGACUGUGAGUUCUUUAAUGAAGUUUCAAGAACAGCGCAACUCCCUGUAACCAAUCUUUUUACUUUUGGAUUUUCUUCAAGCAAAAUCAAACUAAAUUCAACUGGCCUUAUUCACAUUGUUCAACUCCAACAUUUUGGUCAGAUAUAUCAGGCUUUUAAGAUCUUUAUACAGAGUAACUGCCAGAUUCUCAAAGAAAGAAAACCCAGUGUGUAUCAACUUCAUAUCCCAUGGUCACAUGAAGAUUCUUUAACUUUGUCACAGAGUCCUUUGACUGAGAUUUCUGCAAAACUGCACAUUGCACAGCCUAUAAAUGACACUUCAGUUCCUUUGUUGAAAAUGUAUUCAUCUUCAGAUUGUCAGUAUGAAGUAACUGUCAAGACCUCUUUUCUGCAGGUCCUUGGUCAGGUAUAUACCAUAGUCCAUGGUUUUUGUUUUUUUUUAAUGAAGAUUAGAUUCUGGUCAUUUGGCAGGUCACAUGACUCUAAGAGUCACAAGGUAAUAAGAAUCCAUUGUGACGCUCUUCCUAUGUACAUUAUUUCUAAUAUUCUUCUUGCCUACAGAAGACAAUUAAAGUCCCUAAUGUCUACAGGUCACUGUUCAGACUUUGUUCCUGCUCUUACUAAAGCAGCUAAGCCCUAUAAAGUAGAACCCUUAGCGUAUAUGAUUAAAUUCUUGUUGGGACUUAACUGGUUUAAAGGAAUCAGAAAUUCAGAGCUGGAUGGUGUCACAAUGAACAACCAGGACUUGUGGUUUCCUUUAGUAUCCCUAACUCUCUUUAUGUUUGGGACUGGCAUAGCCUAUUGGGGUGGCAUACUUCUUGAUUGGUCUAUAAGGCUCUUAUCUUCAUUGCACUUAGUUUUGACAAGACCCAGUGGACCUCCAUCUAACAACAGUCUGAUUACCCGAUUAAGGUUUUGUAUUGCGGUUUCGAUGUUUUUUCUUAGCUGGACCACCUGUGGAGCACUGGCUAUAAUGAUGACUUAUUUUCAUUAUAUCUUCAAGGUUGUUAAUUUCCAUUCAAAUUUAAGAUCUGAACUUAAUGUGUCCCCAAAGGACCCAGAACCUAGUUCAGAUGAUUCAAAAAAUGAAGCGGGGGAGACCUACAGAUCAGAGGAUUGCCCUUCAGAAGCAAGAAACUCACAUAGCACCACCAUGACUACUGACAGCAUUAUAGAUAGUCUUAAAAUGCACAUCACAGUCAUCAACUUACUCACAUGGAUUGUGCUUCUUAGUUGUCCAUCUUUAAUGUAUUGGCUAAAAGAUGUCAGAUACCGUAUCAGACUUGAUCCUGAUCCAUGUAGAUCUGUUGCGGUUAUUCUGAUAGUCAUUUUGGGGGUACUCAUGAAUACAAGUACUGCAAAAAUUAAAUCAAGUAAAUUGUUGAAGAUUGCAGCAUAUUUCCCCCUUCUUUGCUCUGUUGCUGCUGUAGUUUUUGCACCAGUUUAUUUAUACCUAAUGCCAUACUUUGUAAUAAUUCCUCUUUUUUUACAUUCACUAUGCAGCAUUGUGUAACAGCUUUAGCUGGCCAAGACAGCAGUAGCUAUGGAAGUAUAGAUAAUAUAGGAAAAUAUAAGCAGCAUCUUCUAUCAGUAGCAGAAAAUAGAAAGGCAUUAGGUUUGCAAAGUGUUAAUUCGUGAUAAGGAAACAGUAUUUUGUACUUACUGAUUUUUAAAAGAAAUAGUUGUAGAAAUGUGUUACUCAGUAAGCACAUUGUCCUUGACAUUGGGGGUAGUCAUGGUUGCUUCAGUUCCUUGGUACUGAAGCAAUUGGCUUUUACUUAUUUAUUUUAAAAUGUGAGUUUAUAUGUCCCAUAUGCUUCUAUGUUCUUACUUCAGUCAACAAAUGAGUGUAAACAAACAGUCAGAAAAACUGAAUCGCUAAUAAGAGCGAUUAUAAGUUCUUACCCAAUUAUUGGGAGCUGUCAUAGUUCUUCCUUUGAGUCUGUACCAGGCUAAAAUGCUGAUGUGGCAAGAUUGUUAGUGAUAAAUCCAAAGAUAUAUCUGAGGUUGCAAAUUUGUGAGACAACUAAAAGCAGUACAUAAAAGUGUACUCAAUAUAACAUAAUUUAGUAAGUAUGCAAGCAGGUUGUAUGUUGUCUGUACUGUUAAAAUCUGAAAUUAGGGCAGAUACUCAGGUGAAUAUUGCUAUACAGAGGAAAGUCUGCCAUUAUGGACAAACAUAGGAAGUAAUUUUGAAUAACCCCUCACAUAUUUAUUUUGUCAGUAUUACUGUUGGAAUAAAUAAGAUACCAAUAUGUAUUUUCAAAAACUGCAUACCUUCAAAACCUUUUGCAUAAUUGUUUGCAUUCAAGAGCUGAAGUAUGAGACAUCCAGCUACAGUAGAAAUGGAAUGUUCGUAGAAUGUUUUCUGCAUAGAAGCCAUUUUAUACAAGGGCAAUGAAACCCUGCGUCAUGCAAACAAUCAGUUUUCUGACAUGUUUCUUUCUCAAUAUGUGACUGGAGAAUUCUCAUAAUUCCUAAUAAUCAUGUUGGUUGGGAUCAGGAGACUUUAAUCUCCUGCAUUUGGAAAGACCAGAUUGCCGACCGACAGACAGACAGACAUACAAGUUUAUCCACCAUUACAUCUGUUUUUCGUGGAUUUGGCUUCAUUUUUUCCUCAUCUGCUUAAAAACUGCCCCAGACAAGACAAUUCAGGAAAACUCCCCAUAACUACAUACAAGGGUUUUAAAAAUGGAUCCUUGAAGUAUUUCAUUAGAGUAACAUUUUGCUAAUGUCAUUCAGCAUCUCUUAGGUCCAUCAGGACUCAUCAUAGUGUAGAGCUGUGCACUUCUAAUUGAUCGCCAAAAUGUUUCAAUAAUAUUUGGAUUGAUAAAACUUAGGCAUCAAAGAAUCAAUAUUUAUUUCUGUACAGAGAAGUUUUAAAGGACCUGUCUUUAGUCAGGACUAUGUUAAUAUUAUGUAUAACCAUUUAAAAAGCAGCAACAUAUUCUGGUUCUUUAAAUAAAAUGUAUGAGGCAUUAUAUCUGGAGGCAAAUUUUUGCUGCUUUUGCAUAUCACCAUCAGCUUAAAAAUUAGUGUUCAAUUGUAUAAAAGUAGCCAAUCAAAUCCAAGUACAAUAGUUUACAGAUAGAUAGAUAGAUAGAUAGAUAGAUAGAUAGAUAGAUAGAUAGAUAGAAGUUCCGGUGCAUCAGUUGCCCUGUAUCUUAGCACCUCUUUCACAUAAUGGCUCAUUUCCUCUUCCUGUUGCUACCUAGAAAGAUAGCCUUCCUUUAAACCAAGUUACGAUACAUAUUUUCCUCUACCUUUAUCCAUUAUAAUUCCUACCUAAAGUGCCUUAAAGUGUGUGAAUCGUUACAUGUGUUAUCAUUAGCAUCUUUAAAUGGAAUACUCUAAGCUCAAGCCAGUUCUAGGGCCUCAGUAUCCAGACAUAAUUUUAAUAGGAUAUUAAAAUGUCCUUGCUGUUCUUGGGUAAGUCUCUUGUAUAAGUACUCUGAUAUCUAAUUUUCAACCAAUUAUAUGGCACUAAACUGAGCUGUCAGUGUACUCUGUCUGUGACCCACUUACUGGAUGACUUACAACAUCUGCAAAGAGUUUCUUUUUUAUUGCUGUACUGGGCUUUUUGCCAACAGCUGGCAGAGAGCAAAGAAAUGCAAUCUAUUUUCAGCCCUCGUUCAAUGAAGGCUGACCUUGGAAGGCAUUUCUAUGCCUCUUAUAGCCGUAUGCUAAAUUGAACUUUGGCAGUGAUCUUUUGUCUCUUGUCAGUGCUGCAGCAAUGGAAAUGGUUCUUGCCAAAUAUUUCAUUCUCAAGCAGUAGCUAAGGACACAAAAGUUCCCUUCAAAGUCAUACACUGGCAUCUCCUUGGAAGCUUGUCCUUCCGAUCAGAUGCUGAUGAGAGCUUUAUUUUGUCAAAGGUCAUGGUGGUCUUAAGAAAGGCUUUGUUUGCUGCAGAAUUACCUGACUGUAUAACUUUUAUCUAUUUUGCAGUACAUGUGGUGUUUCUGUGUGUGUGUGUGUGAGAGAGAGAGAGAGAGAUAGUAGUUAAUGUUUAUUAAAGUGGUGGUAACUUAUUGUACAAUGGCUCAUAAUUUAUGGCUAUUCAGACUCAGUAUUAGAAGCUAAAGAGCUCUAUAAUACAGUUUAGAUCUGUAAGAUAUUUCUGGAAGAUCUAUCAUUGAUUUACAGAUUACUAGAAAAUCAUAGCUGUUGAUUGUCACGUGGUCUGCUACUGUAUAUGUGAAGUGCAGUUGAGUGAUCUCCAAUCAUAUUCUUAGUGAACGUACACUAUUUUACAUGCUGUGUGAAUUGUACAUACUUAGGAUGCAUAGUACUUUUAUUAUCUUUUUUACAUAUUUUUGUAUCUGCCCAAGAAUCAGUAACUUAUAGUUUUAGAUUGUAUAUUGAGGGCACUUUUACACUUUUAUCUGAAACUUUUUGCUUUUUUCCUAUUUUGGGUCUACAUCUCUUUUUGCUUUUUAUUUGGAUUUACAGCAUUGAUUGAAAACCAGUAAGUAGAAGUGUAAUUGCAACUGAGCUACUCACAAGUAAGCCCAUUUGAGUGCUUUGAAAUUUACUUCAGAUAAACAUGCAACUGUGUGUAGGACUGCCCUGCAAGCUAAGUAUUUCAGUAACAUAGUCUAAGGAAAUGUUAAAAUUAAAACAUCACUACUUUUUAAUAAAGUCCAGGCAGUCUUCAGGAGUCAAUAAAAGCAGCUAUAUUAAAUUUCCUGGUACCACAGCUGAAUUGGCCUUGGAGAAAAUGCUUUUUCAUAAAGAUUCAAAUUGAUUUCUAUAUGUCUUUAGGAUCAAAAACCAAUUUGUAGAUUACAGAAUAAGAACUGUUUAAGAAUAACCCUGUGCCAGCAUUAACUUUUUGCUUUGAAUUGUUACAUGUGCAGGUUGGAGAAUUAAACCAUAAUGAAAAUUGUUGGAAAGGCUAAUUAGAAAAGAGGAGGGACCGUAUUCAAAAUUCACAUGCCUAGGUCCAUAUAUUCAAAGGGAGGCUUUUUUUGGCUUCUGGUUCCUGAGCAGCAACUUUCUCCUGUAACUGCUGUAUUAUAAAAACAUUAGAAACUGAGCAGAGUUUCAAAAAUUUCAGAAGGGCCUGGAGGGCUGCAGUUGAAAGGAGGGCAUGCCCCAACCCUUCAGUAUGUGCAGAGUUGCUCUUGGAAUUGUGCAUUAAACAUGGAUAUAGUGGGCAACCUUGAUUUUUGAAUUUGCUAGAUUUUUUGAAUAUUACUUUGCCGGCAGGCUACACACCUCAAAAACGUAUUAAUUUAUAAAUACCUCUAUUCAGAAAUGCUGGAUGUAUCCUUAAGCUUUUGAUCACCAUUUCUGAUCUCUAGUGCCUGUGAACAAAUGAGUAUCUGCCAAAAAAAUUACCUCCUGAAGAAAUAACUUGUGGUAAAGGAUGACCUGUUUGCACGCUUGAAGCUCAGACUCAUCUUUAUGAGUUGAUAGAAUUAAUGAUAUGGUUGAUAGAAUUAAUCAUUUUAUAAAUCUUAGCUCUUAAAGUCUGUGUAGGCUCUGUACUGUUCAUGCAAUAAAUUAUUUUUCUGUUCACUGCAAUAUAUUCUGAACAAUAUGAAUUAUUUUAGCCCCUAAAUAGCCUAGAUUUAAGAGUUAAUUUUGUAAUCUGAGAGAUCCUUGUUCAGUUGCAGUAUUAAUAUUUUGUUUCCUUUUUCUAGAAAAUAAGAUAAUGUAGCUAGAUCUAUAUUGUUUUAGAAAUACAUGAAGUUUGUUAAAAGUAUUUGUAAUUGUUAAUAUAUUUCUGGAUAUUUAUGCCAAGAAAGUAUGACUGAACAAACUUACCUGUGCUUUGGAAUGGGUGAAGAAUGAAUUUUUAGUUCAUUUUUAUAGAUUUCUGAUACUUGAUGCUAAUCUGCGUAAUAGAUUUUUAAGGUAUGAAUCAUACUUGAAAUACUUUCAUCCAUUAAAAAAAAUGUAUCUCAGUUAUUCACUAGUGGCAUUUUAGUGAAUCAACUUGCAAAAUACCAUAGUUAAAUCCACAAUUCUAGCGCUUUCCAUUUUCUCAUGAAUAAUAGUUCACACAACAGCAUAUGCUAUAAUAUUUCCAUAACGAAGAUAAUUUGAAAGUCCAGCACUAUGAAUCCUGUUCCAAAGUAACUAACCUUGAACAUCUAGUUACACCUACUACAUUUUAAAUAAUAAAUUUCUAUGCAUGGCAUGCUGCUUUUAAAAUCUAAAAAAAAAACAAAUAGUACAGACGAUGAUAUUUCAAAGGAUGGAGGGAAGUCAAAAUUGUGACAUGAAUAUGUGUUGAAGCCCUGGGAUGCAACUAAUGUAGAUUUGUGACAUUUGCCUAAAAGAUUGUAUUUCAGUCUAGUUUAAACGAUAGUUUAUUGUUUAUUUUACUGUAGGCCAUUGGAACAUGUGAUUAAGCCAAACUUUACUGACAUACUGAUAUAAGGAAGGCUGCCGUGAGACUUUUAAAAAAAGUGAAAGGGUAGGGAGGGUAGAAUCUGAUAGAUCACACAUAAUAUAAUUAAAGAUUAGGAGGAGGAGAGAUAUUUCACUCCUUCUGCACCCCUCCUUGGGGAUUUUAAAAAACUUUUCUAAGUCUAUCCAUGGCUUAAAAUACUUUCUUCUUUUUUCCCUUCCAAAAAUUUGCAGAAAAUCAUGUUGCAAAGGAUUCUGUCAUCAGAAAAAAAAUGAGAGACAAGUUGUCUCCUGAAGCCCUUGAUAUACAUACUCACAAUGGCUCAUAUCCUCUUAAUAAUUUGACUGCUUUUUUUUUUUAGUGAAAAAGGUGAGAGUGGGUACUUUUAAAUAAACAAUGCUGUAUAAAUUAUACAGCACUAUAGCAUAGAAAGAGACUCCACAAGGACCACUACACUUUAUCAAACAGUGAUACUAUUUUACAUUUUUACAAAUAUACAUUUAUGAUAUAAACGAGUAAAAUUGUAAAAUGUAGAGAUGGUUCAUCACAAAUGAAAUAACCAACUGUUUAAAACAAAUGUAUAAGUAUAUCCCUCCACUAAAAAAAGUAAAAAAAAAUGUAGUUAACAGAUAAAAAUAUUGAUUUUCCACAUUACUUCGAAGUUGGAGAUAAUAAACCUAACAACUGUUUUGUAGCAACGUAUAAAAACUGAAAAAAGUACAUUUCCUUACAGUAAAUCUUAGUUGUUCUGACUUUAUUUUUCAGGCCUGUCCCUAAUGUGGGGCCCAGAGUCAUUGUUGGAAAUAUAGGUUGAUCCUGAUUCUUAUAGCAUGCUAGCUUCCUUUUUUUUUUUUUUAGACUUUAUAAGAAAAUUGGGGGAGUAAAUUUGGCAGAUGGCAAGACAUGUUGAUAAGCACAGUGCCGCCCUGGGUACUAUAUUGAGGAAUGACAUAAAAGAGCCAUAGAGGAAAGAAUAAUUGUUCUCUUCAUUCAAUUCCAGUGGAACAUACCUCAACAGAACCUUUUAAUUCCACUGACUCUUUCAUCUUCCUAAAACCAUGUAACAAUAGGCCAUUUCUUUAUAAAAUAAUCUACUAAUAGAAUGGCCAGUGCUUUAGUGUUCCUAUUAUACAAAGUUCUCUUCAUUUCUGGCAAGCUUGAUCUGCAAAGUCAGUCAUUCUAUAAAGUGUUACACUAAGCAGCUUUGACUGAUUUUUAGUAGUUUGGUUAUGAUCUUUUUACAAACUAGAAUAAAAUUUGUUGUCUUUUAUAGAUUGUCCAUGACUAAGGUUUGUAAAGCUGAAGAUUAGCUGCAUAAAAUAUAUUUUUGACUUUUUAGAAAUUUUGUCUCUUUUUUCAUUGUUGUUAGCUUUUUUCAUUUUUUGGUGCUAAUUAACAAUCUAAUGAUCAGUUUUUAAAUAUUCUGUCACAAUGGUCAAAUACCUACUUAUAGACACAGAUGUUGUAGUGCCCAUAAUGGAAUUACCGUCUCAUAAAUGUGCUCCUGCAGUAAUUUCAGGACAUAAAUGCAGUCCAUAGCUAAACUUCUCAGCAACUGAUUUCUUCCUUUUGAAUCCUGCCAUAAGCAAAUCUGUGCACAUUUUUGAGCAUACGUGGAACUCUGAAUGGAAGCACUCCAUUUCCUGAGGCAGUAUUACACAAACUUGGAAUUAGAGUGAAGACAGUUACUGUCAAUAAUAACUUAAAUGAUUCGAAGAUAUCACAUUUCUACCAGCAUUUAGUGUAUUUUCAUUUCUGAAAUAAGUGUGUGUAUGUGUGCGUGUGCAACUGCUAGACACCAUACACUAAUCAGUUUAAUUCUCUGUAUUUCAAACAUGAAAUUAAAAUAUGGUUGUCUGGAGGAAUUUCCAGUAAAUUAGACAUUUGGAAUGAUGUUCUUGAAAUCUUUUUAGGUAACUGGCUUUUCUUUCUCUCUCACUUUUCCUAUUAACUUCCCAAGACAAUCAUUGGGAUUGUGCAAGGAUGAAAGAAGUGUGGACUUGUGCAAUAUCCAAGUUGUCUCCCCGUGUCUGCCUAUCACUUCUUUCUGCUGUAGCUUCUAAGCUACAAACAUCCCAUUGCACAUUCCAGCUUUUAGCAGGAAUGUCCUGUUGCAAAAGGGAAAUUCCGCUCAAGCAUUUUUGCACCCAAGCCGUUGUCUAGAUUACAAAUAACAGUUUUUGCAAAUGUGUUGAUAUAUUACUGGGAAAAAGAUUACAUUUAUGAGACCCUAAACUUUAUUUUCAUAAUAAACAAGACAUGUUUUGUUGGCUUUUUCUGUUUUAUACAGUAGAAGUGACCUUGAUAUCAGAGUAUAACAUAGGAUUUGAAAUGUGUGAAUACUACACUUGAACUUAGUGUAAUUUAUAAUUAUAUCUUAGUUUUCAAUUACAGGUCUGCAAAAUCAAAAGUUGGUAUGACUGCUGAUGAUAGGGUCUUUACUACAUGUUUAGAUUUAUAGACAAUGGUGAAUAGGGUCUUUCUUUUCUCUAGCUGUGUUGAAUGUGGUUUAUAGAUAAUACAAUUCAAAUCUAAAUUACUGUCAUGGGAAUUCUGGGUUUGGUUUUUUUGGGGGGGUGCAGUGUGUGUUAAAUGUACAUGGAAGGAUGGUAAACAUAUUUAGUUUAAGACUGUUUUUCAACCUUAGCAACUCUAA
This is a messenger RNA of Python bivittatus (Burmese python), 10405 nucleotides long. RefSeq names its product post-GPI attachment to proteins inositol deacylase 1 (gene PGAP1). Gene Ontology annotation, molecular function: phosphatidylinositol deacylase activity. Gene Ontology annotation, cellular component: endoplasmic reticulum. NCBI's taxonomy places the organism in Eukaryota, Metazoa, Chordata, Lepidosauria, Squamata, Pythonidae. The record is from RefSeq and is a predicted model, not a curated record. Gene Ontology annotation, biological process: GPI anchor metabolic process; endoplasmic reticulum to Golgi vesicle-mediated transport.